This is a messenger RNA of Nothobranchius furzeri (turquoise killifish), 1615 nucleotides long. The record is from RefSeq and is a predicted model, not a curated record. Lineage: Eukaryota; Metazoa; Chordata; Actinopteri; Cyprinodontiformes; Nothobranchiidae.
CUGACGUCAUCUUCGUGCGCCUGCUGUCGGCGGUUUCCGCUUCAUUACGUGGACGGUUUCUCCGAAAAGUCCAAAUAUUGGAACAGAUAUGGUUUUAAUAAUCUUUACGUUUUUCUGAGUGUUGGUUGUUGAAUUGGUAGCGUCCGGACAAGCUCAAACCACUUACAGACAGCGCGUGCGUCCAUGCGGGAACCCUCAGCUUUGGGAGAUUUCAGUAACAAAACAAACACGAGGGGUUUUGAAAAUGUCGAGCUACAAGAAGAAGGACAUCCCGGACAGAUGGUUGGACUACUCAGCUGUUGGACAGAGACUUGAUGGGACUCGUUUCAUUGCCUUCAAAGUGCCACUGAAACAGGCUCUGACCCAGAAGCUCCGGUGUUCUGAGGUGUUUGGGCCCUGGGAUCUGCUAGACCGUCUGAGCAAACCAAACCAAGAGCUUGGACUGAUCAUAGAUCUUACUUUUACCACACGUUACUACCAGCUGCAGGACGUUCCACAGUCUCUCCUGUUUGUGAAGAUCUUUACAGCUGGCCAUGACGUUCCCAGUGACCAGACGAUUCUGAGCUUUAAGCGCGCUGUGCACAGAUUUCUCAGAGACAACAGAGAUAAUGACAAGCUGAUCGGAGUCCACUGCACCCACGGAGUUAACCGCACGGGCUACUUGAUCUGCAGGUAUCUGAUUGACGUGGAUGGGAUGGACCCUGAAAAGGCAGUUAAGCUGUUCAACUCGUCCCGGGGUCACGCAAUUGAGAGACAGAACUACCUGAAAGAUCUUAAACAUGGACCAAGGAGGAGUAAUGUGGGAAUUGAGGAGUUGGAGCAGGAGCCAGUAAGAGGACAAGCCUCCGGUCGAGAGAGCUCUAAUGACCCCAAAUAUCUCAGGUCAUAUCCUCCUGAAAGAUCAAACUUCCAACCUCCUCAUCGUGGUUUCUUCACACAAUCCCCAUUACUCCACUCUCCUCCUCGCCGUCCUGUCUCUUCAUCCCAUUAUCAGUCAUACAGAUGGACGCCCACACACCCCGACAGUCAGUAUAGGAGACCCCCUCGAUCAGCGGACAGCUGGUCCAGGCACCCUCAGAAUUCAGCGCAUGAGGACAGAAGAAGACUCCCGCGAUACCCUGACCAGUGGACUUCUCUACCCGAUGACGAAGAAGCAGCACAGGACUGGGGCUGGCACAAACCCAGGACCUCCGACUGGCACACCGGCAGACAUCGCACUAACAGAUAUGAUGAUUACUAGUUUGGGUGAUAGAGUAGCUGGUCCCAGAACAGCAUAGACAGUAUCAUGUCUAAUUUGUUUAUUUGGUUUUAUUGCAGAUUCGUGGUUCUAAUGGCUUUUAGGCAGGUUUUAAUGACAACACCGAGAGUUGCUGGUGUUUUACUUUUAUAUUUAUCUUUGAACCAGUCCUGUUCUGGUGAAGCAAACAACGAUCUGUCUGGGUGCAGGAAAUGAGUGAGGUUCUUCUCCCGUUGUGCAAUUCACGUUUUUAUAAUUGUAGUAUGACUACAUCUGUUUAUGCAUCGGGGUCGACAGGAAGAGAGGACAAACAGGACAAAACAACAGUGGGACUAUCCAAGCCAACAACAGCACCAAUAAAUAGUUCAUGAUAAAAUA